Molecule: messenger RNA, 9810 nt
Organism: Boleophthalmus pectinirostris (great blue-spotted mudskipper)
Lineage: Eukaryota; Metazoa; Chordata; Actinopteri; Gobiiformes; Gobiidae
Gene: rbm14b
Product: RNA binding motif protein 14b
Exons: 4
Coding region: 153-1886 (577 amino acids)
Cellular component (GO): cytosol
Molecular function (GO): mRNA binding; zinc ion binding
Source: RefSeq, a predicted model, not a curated record
GUGUAAUUUUGUGAGGGUACAAGCAGCAGCAGCAGCAGCAUCCUCCAGCCAGAGCAGCCCUCCCCCCUCUCCACUCUCCCUCACCACCAGAAUGCCCGACGACCAAACGGAAGCAGGCGCUACCAUUUUGAAAUACAGCAACGCCUAGCGCCAUGGACAAGAGCCACACAGUGAAGCUCUUUGUGGGCAACUUGGCGCUAGACACGACCCAAGAGGAACUGUCGGCCAUCUUUGAACCCUAUGGCCAGGUGGUCAGCUGUAGCGUUCUGCGGCAGUUUGCCUUUGUGCACUUACAGGGCGAGGGAGCGGCCGAGCGCGCCAUCAGAGAACUCAAUGGACGCGAGUUUCGGGGCAGGAAUCUGGUGGUGGAAGAGUCGAGGGGAAGGCCGCUUCACUCCACCAAAGUGUUUGUGGGUAAUCUGAGUGGCAUGUGCACCACCGAGGACCUGCAGCAGCUCUUUCAGACCUUUGGGAAGGUCCUGGAAUGUGACAAGGUCAAAGGUUAUGCCUUCGUUCACAUGGAAAAUAAGGAGGACGCACUGCAGGCCAUCGAAGCUCUUCAUGGCACCUCGUUCAAAGGGCGCCCCCUGUCUGUGGAGCUAUCCAAGGUUCAACCCAGCAAGCAGACACCCACAGGGAAGAUCCCGUGUGUGAACUGUGGUAAGCAGGGGCAUUACGCUGGCGAGUGCCCCGUGGGGAAGCCCUCUCUGGAGCAGUACCAGAGCCAGGCUGCGGUCCUGGCAGCUGCAGCUGCUGCUGCUGCAGGUCUGCCCCUCCAGGUCCAACAAAGUGUGCACAACUCUGUCUACAACACCUCUACGUUUGACCCUACGUACGCCGCGCUCACCGGGAUCACCACCGGCACACGCACUGACGGGAACCCGGUGAACCCAGCCGUAUACGGGGCCCUGGCCAGUCAGGUGUACGGUGCUAAUGUUGCCAGUCAGCUUUACGGAACAGUUGCCAACCAGACAGGGCUGACGUCAGGUGCUACCCAGGUCUACAGCUCAGUGGCCCCCAACAUCUACGGGCAGGUGGCUGCUACGCCUGCCGCCGCUGCUGCUGCUGCAGCGGCCGCUGCUUACUCCACCCCGGUUUACACCCCGACCAUGGCCAACGCGCCCGUCUACCUGGCAGCCGCCCCAGGUCUUGACAUGCAGACUGCAGCUGCUGCACUAAACCCCGCCUACACUAUGGCUCCUGCCAUUUACAGUGCCGCCGCCCCAGCCUACGCCCACCUCAGCGCCAUGGGGGCGGACCCCACUGCGGCCUUAUUCGAGGCUGCGCGGCAGGCACACUACUUCGCCCAGGGCCAGCAGGUGGUGGCGGAACAACAGAAUGCAGUGGUGGCGGCGGCUGCAGCUGCAGUGGCCAAGUCUGGAGAGAGGGACCGCAGCCCCCUGAGGAGGUCAGCCCCUCUGCUGCCAGACCCUGUCAUCAAACCCUUCAUGUACCAGAGAGCAAAGCCUCGGAGACCACUCCUGCCCACACCAGCAGGGCGCGCUGCAGAGGAGGCAGUGGAGGCCGCAGAGGACCCCAUGGCCAGGUAUUAUGCGGAGUACUACCAGCAGCUGCAGCAGUACCCUCAGUUCCAGUACUACCCUCCUCCUGGUGCCAUGGCUCUUCCUGGGAUGCCUGGAGUGACUGUGCCCGCGGUACCCGCUGUCCCUGCGAUGCCCGCUCAGCCUGUGGCGGCGCUGGAUGCUCUGAGGCCCGUGGCUGCGCUGGACGCCCUCAGACCAGUGGUCCCCACCGCCGCAGCAGUGGCGGCUGCCAUGGCUGCGCCCAGGGUGUAUGAGCCGCCGUUGCCGCCGCCCACGCGCAAGGAGGCCAUCCUCCGCCGCCCCGAACUCUCCCUUCACACGCCUGAGCCCCCCUUCCGAUAGUCGCACUGCCCUCCCCCCAAACCCGUCUGCCCCCACCUCCUCAGCAGCUGUAGUGUGAAUGUGUGUGUGUGGGCUCCAGUGUGUGGCGGUCAGGCCUGGGGCUUUGGUUGUAUUAACCUGCUUAAAGAGGGCUAGGGCUGGUUCUGAUCGCACACUCACAGUGCAGCCUCAGCACUUGACUCCUCUGUCUAUGGGCAUUCUUUGAUUUACUUUACGGUGCCAGUCUCACAACAGUGCCAGUAUUAACAAUUCAUUGCCUUUUUUCUGCAACCCAGUUAUGAUUUUCUAGGGCCAAAAUUCAAAACAAUCUUUCAGCCAUUCUCUUUAGGCCUAGAUAAUCAGUUAGGGCAGCUACGUUGCAGCCUUUUGCCUUAUGUUGAGUGGUAUUACUGUAUUUUUCAUGUACCAGAGUGAGUCCUGAGCAGUGCACUGGCUGCACUGUGCACGAGCCAGCAGAACCAGGCUGUUUCUUUGGAGAUGUCUGUGUUGAAUGUAAAGUUAGUCUGACUGAAUGAGCUGGAUGUUUGGGCUCCUGACUUUGCAGUGCACAAGCGCAGCAGCUCCAGUGGCGGCUUGCAGACAAUAGUGAAGCACAUGUUAAACGUACUGUAAUGUAUGAGCGCUCCUCUCCUCCACCCUCUCCUCUGAAAGACACUGCUUCAGCUCUCAUUACAGCUGCCUACCUCCGACACGCCCCCUUCAGUGUUUGUUGUGUUCACUUUUACCCAGUCAGCAGCUCUGCUCCAAAGCUGCAGAGUCAGCGCUUUAGUUUGGGAGGACUAUGACUGUACAUAUUUUGGAUGUCCUACAUAUUCAGAUGCCUUUUUUAAAUUAGUACAUGAUGAUAAUAAUAAUGUGUUCUUUGUUUUUAAUGUAGUUUACAAGUCAGUGUGGGGCGCAGUAAUUGUACAAAGGCCCCUGUGUGACUACUGAAUGAGCUGUUUACAAAGGAUCUUUACACUGCAUCCUCUAUAGACUUAUGUGAUGACAACUAUGUGCCUAUAAGCUUUGAGUGAAGUGCAUUAAGCGGAGGGAUCUCCCAUUUUAAGUGCUUUUUACUUUACUAAUCAUUUCAAAAGAGGGUACAGGAGCAUUUCCUACGUACUUGCACUUGUUUAACUUUCGUGUAAUAGGUUUGAAAAGCCACAACUUGAGCCUUAAAGGUUCAUAUGAGCGAACAACAGUGAUAGCACCAAUGACAUGAGAUAUGGGGCAGUGUCUUUUAGCAGUAUCCUCCUUAAAUCAGACGUGCUUCAAAUUGUAGUUGCAAAAAAAUCAGACAAAUGAGUUAUGCGUCUUUGAAAACCUUACAUAUUCAUUCAUUUCUCGAGGGCAUAUCUCACUUGUCUCGUUCUCCAUGAAGUGUUUUUCUAUAUAAUGGAGAAAUAUUUUUUGCAAGACUCUUUGACAGCGGUCUGGGCACAUGGACGUACCCCUCCCCUCCCCCCUGUGGUUUUUAGUGGCUAAGUGACUUUUGCAUCUCACAGUGUAAUCUUUGUGUGUCCUAUAUACAAACACAUACCAGUUGCAUCCUUUGUAGAAAUAUGUGGUUUGCGAAAUGUCUUGUUUGCCAUGUUUAAGACCGUAUUUUUAGAGAAGUAUUUAAUUUUUCUUUUUUAGGAAAAGAACAAAAUCCGGCAUGCUUUUUACUGAGAAUAUGUAUCCUAUAAUCAUUACUCGAAUGAUAAUAAAGAAUGUUUGGCUGACUACUGUGGUAAAAGAAAGCAAGGGUUCGGACAUUUCCCCUUCUUCUUCCUCUUUGUCUUUCUGCACUGUCUGUUUCUCCUCAGUAAAACGACUACCAGACCCUUUUGACUGAGGAUCCAGGGGGACACAAGUGUAGAUGCUGCCCCAGCUUUGCCCUCUUUGGUCAGACAAGUGCGGUUCGGUGCUCCCAUCUCUCUCUCCAGCCUCUUUAACUCUGAGCUCACAUCUGAGAUCACAUUUGUGCAAAUUUUCAAACAUUUGGGAGGGUAAACAGCACAGUGAGUUCACGUUGAGAGCUGGUGAGAGGCGCACAGAUAGAAUGGCUACAUUUUGAUCUGUGGAGCAGUGCUUUUUCUGUCACGGGGCUUACCUCUGGGUUGUCUGGUCUGGUCUGGUUUUGGUCUGGUCUCCCUUCUGCACCAAAUUCUCCCCUUUUCCGUGUGUCCUUGUGUCUACUCUCUACUCUUAAACCUACCUGCAUGCGUGAUACUCUCUGUAACUCUUUCGCUCAAUACAAAAAAUCCAAAAAGUGAAAAAAAAAAAAAAACAGUCCAGAUCUGACUAACUAUCUCAACUGAAAUAGGUACCACCUUCCGGAAGCGUGAUCCAUGAUGGGGACGAUGUUUAGCGCGACGCAUCCACAGUCUCUCUCUCUCUCUGUCUUCGGACCUUCAAGGUAAAUGAAAACAAAACAGCCAAAAACCAAAAAAAAAGCACUUACCUGACCUCUCCCCUCACCUGACCUUUCACCUUUGACCUGUACCUUCCUGCUCAAUCACCAACUCACCCCUCCCUCCUUCCCCUCUUUCUCUCCUACAUUCUCCCGCUCUGCUCACUCGUCCACAACCCUUCACUUGUAUCUGAUGGAGCAAACAGUCCCUUUUUCUCUCUCACGUGAUUGUUGUUUCGGAAAUAUGCAGUGUAGUGAUGAAGUUGUGUUCAUCAGUUUACAUAAUACUGAAUAAAAGGCCCGUAAUUGAUUAGAUAAAUGUAAACAAGAGCCUUAAAGGAGAAUUAAGCGAAACUAAUUGCAUAUAAAAGCCUUAUAAGGUCCAGAUAGAUAAGCAUUGGUCUAUAUACAAUACAAAAAGGUUAGUAAUGCAUUUAUUUAAGCCCGAUAUUACUCUAUUUUCAGAUUUGUUUUGUUGUUUCCUCAUCACAAACAUACCUGGAGUUGUGCUUUGUAAAUGAGCCUGACUGAUAUGGUGCUAAGUGCUGAUAGCCAAUACACAAGCCAAUAUAUUUUGUGACGUUAAAAUUCAUUGGUAAUCUUCAAUCUUGACUCUAUUAGAUUUUAAAUUGGGUUUGUUUAGGUGAUAUUUACUGUUAUUCUGCCUCUUUACGUCAUAUUUAAAGACAGCAGGUCGGCAUAAUGGCAUUUUGGCAUGACAUUCUUACCUGUAAACAAAGUAAACUACCGCUAAUAAUGUUUAGGAGUUAAGAGAUGUAUUUACAUCAUGCGUGCCGUGGUAAUUAACUAUAUGUGUAAAUGCCGAUUCACACCUCUAAUCACAGCUCAUUUACAUAUCAGUGUAACAUAUUUGACGCAAUAGAGAGUCUAAGCUUCAUAACGAGGUAUAACAUACCCACGUGGCCCAUAUCGGUACGAUUUAGGCCAAUAACCGAUGUCUGCAGUUGCCCAUAUCGGCUGAUAAUAUCGGCCAAACAAUAUAUCGGUCAGUCCUUAGUUUAAAUCACUCAUGUUUAACACAAACUCAUAUUUACAGAACGUCUCUCACAAUGAAAACACUCUCUUACACCUUGGGACAUUAUGUUUCACUCCUCAAAUUUCAAAUCUGUAAUGAACAAAAGGUACAGUAAAAGGUAGCGGUUAACAUGAAAACUACCGCUUCAUGACGUCACAAGGUGGAACAGACUAAUAAUAAAGAGUUACUCAGACAUGUGUGAAUGAAACAAAACACAACUCCAGGUCUGUUUUUGAUGAGGUACAACAUUCUAACAUGGCUCACAACAAUCAGUUUUGUGUAAUAUAGAACCUGGAGAUGUUAUUGCUUUGCCUGGAAUGUUCCACAGUAUGGUAUUAAACGUAUCUUGCAUUUAUCCCAUUGCAUUACAUGUUUUCCUAGUCACAAAACACCUUGAAAAACAUACAUGCGUCCUUACUGUGUGCAGACUCGCCUUUAAUUCAUCUGGUAACUUGGCCUAAGUUAAUUGCAAUACCGCCAAACAUUCCCGGCAAAUCAAUAACAUCUCCAUGGAGACAAGCUGCUGGCACACUAUAUUUCCUCCAGAAAAGUUACAUAGGGCAUAUUUAAGUACAUGCAAAAUCUAUAAAAAGUCGAAGAAUAGACCCACAUAAAAGUGCAGUAUAGCAGUCAAUCUCAGAACAUUUUGUGCAGGCUGCCCUUAUCUCACUGGUCCAAUAGUCCAGCAAUUCAGUACGUGAGCACAUUUGUAUUCUCUCUGCUGUGUUCACAAAUGCAAUCAAUAGAAAAAGAUCCAUUUUAGGUGAAUACUUUUCUUGUAGCUGUGAAAAAGCCUGUAUCAACAACCAGUGAGUCGUGUAGUUCAGUGGAUAUUAACCCUCAGCUUGUUUGGACGAAGUCUUAAAAACACCUAGAUUGCAAUAAGAUAUAAUAAAAAUGAGUUCUGACACAUGAAUUGCAGUGUUUCAAAGUGAUUUAUAAAUAAAGGUCACUCAAAAAGGAAUACUCAUAAAAGGAUAAAAGGAUGAUUUUGAUUUUCGCUGUCUUUAUUGCACUCUAAAAACAUAUGUUCUUACCGUGAGCAGGCUUGCAUCUCCACAAACCUGACUCUUAUUGGCCUAGAGGUAUGGCAUGAUCAUACUGUACCUUUAACUUUUUAACAUUAAGAUGAAUUUAAAUCUCGUGCUUCGAUUGUGAAUGCAAAUGAAGUGCAAAUGUGGCUGUAAUAAAAUCUGAAGCUUCUAUGCAAAUUGAUGGACACAGCUGCACAUGAAGAGAGCAUGUGGUUGGUUGUUGUUUUCUGGUUGUUGUUUUGAGGCUUGGCAGGUCUGGAGUCCACUUCCUGUGCUCCUCCGCCGUCUUCGCCGCCCUCUCCUUCUCCCUCUCCGACCUGUGACCUCUGACCCCGCCUCACUGCCCCGCCCUCCCUGUCGCGUCCUUUACCUCUCGCCGUUCACUACUACUUUACUGCGCUUUAUGGUUGUCUCGCCGUCACCGCCGUUUUGACACUUUGGAUCUGGGUAUGUGGCUGUACUUUUGCUAGCCCAGAAGCACACAUUUUGCCUUGCAGCCAAAAUAAAUUUUCUUAUUUUAAUGUGCAGUUCUUCGCCAGGGAAGUGCCAAUCUGAAAUUCUUCAAUAUAACAUAGAGUAUUUCAAGUAGCACUGUACAUUCUGGUCAUAUUAGAGCUCAUGAAACUAAAUGUGUGUCAGUUUCCAUUGAGAACAGUGAUCCUUUUGUUCAGGUAUUGAAUUGAACCCCGUGGAUGUGUUGGUAUCAAAAGGUGAGUCCUACAUCUGAAAGUGAGGAAGCUACAAACUACCAGGAGUGAUUGGAUUUCUAACAGAGGCACAAAAUGUUCCUGCACCAAAGUUACCUUGAAUAAAAAGACGCAAAGGCGGAUAAUAAUAUGAGCAGUGAGAGUAGUACUGGGAGUAUGACAUAGCAGCUACUACUAAAGAAUUUUAAUUACAAACCUCUUUCACCUUCUGUCUUCAUUACCUUUUCGCAAGACAAAUAGACCACAACAGUGAAAACAAUUUGGUAUCUCAUUUCAAAAGCAGCGAAAGUGAUAGGACAUUUCAUAGUGUAUUAGAGAUUCACUAUUCUGUUAGAGAGUCUUCAUGGAGAUGUUAAUGCUUUGCCUUUAAUAUUCAAUACCGGUCAAAAGUUUUAGAACACCACACUUUUUCCUGUUUUUUUUUUUUUUUUUUUUUUUUUACUGUUUACAUAUUCUAAACUUUUGAUUCAUCAAAGUGUCCACCUUUGGCAGAUAUAAAAACUGAACACACUCGUGGCUCGUUUUAUUUACAACAGAACUCAAAUAUUCUUCAGAAAGUUCUUCCCAAGUCUGUUGCAGAAGUUCCCAUAAAUGUGUGGCACCUGUAGGUUGCUUGGCUUUCACUCUUCUGUCCAGUUCAUCCCAAAACCAGCUCGAUGGAAUUUAAAUCUGGAGACUGUGCUGAACACUUCAAGCUCACCAUCUUGUUCUUUUUUUGCUCUAGUUUUGGCAGAGCUUGGCCUUGCGUUUUGUUAUCUUUUAUCUUUUUUUUUUGGUCCUAUUUCAAGCUGUUCAUUGGACUUGCACGACUUGAAUUUCAAUAAAUAACUGGAAAAAUUAGGGUGUUCUAAAGCGUUUGACCGGUAGUGUAUCUAUUCUGUAUUUGUUAAAUUACAGGUCAUUUUACAUGCGUUCUUUCUGUGAGUGGGGUCGCAUCUCCACAGAUCUGACUCCACCGAGACAAGCAAUAACUUCUCUAUGACAAGCUCUCCAGUAGAAUAGUUCUUUUUUAAAAGUAGUUACAUUUGCCUGUGUGGUUCUGUUGGUAAAUCUUUGAUCCAGGCUUCAUAGCUCAAACAUUUUGGUUCAGCGUUUUGGCUCCAGUUGCCUCCUGACUGCAGCCUCGUCUUCUGCCGCUGGGGUGAUCUCAGUUACGCCUGUCUGCAUCCCUCCCCUCCCUUCUCCCCCUCCCUGGUCUGAAUUCACAGCACACCCCGGCCCCCCUCACUCCCUCUCCCGAUUUGUCUCUGUGCUUUGACUCAAGAUUGUGCAGUUUCUAGUCCAGAUGCUCAAAAAAACACUCUUCUUUCUUUACGGUCGUUGUCUGCUGUGGCUGGAUCUGUAGAGAUCACUGUAAUGUAGGAGAAGAACAAUCAGUUUUAGCACAACAUAUAACAUAGACCAUAUUGCCUUGUUUUGAAUGACAUUUAGAAAACAGUGUGGCCAGUAUACACCAAUCAGGCAUCAUGACCACUCAGAUGAACUGAAUAAAUUUGUAGAAAGGUUCAUCUAGCGCAAGGAUUUGAGUUUGGUAAAGCUUAUGUGUGCUGGUUAGACAGUACCACUCCAAGAUGGCAGCUUAUGUCGUGUCAUUCCUCUGUCCAGUGGUCAUUUUUGUGGUGGAGGGUCCUCUACCUCCUUGCCUCCAAAGAGAUGUUGUGUUUUUGAAAUGAUCCACAGUACGACAUUUUACAGAUGUUUUUAUUGCUCAGAAAUGCACCGAAAAAUAUGAAAAUGUACUGUGAGUGGGCCCGCAUCUGCACAGAACUGACUCAUAGCUCGUCUUGAUUUGGUUGUUUUCAGGGAGAUGGAUUUAGCCUUAAGUUUAAUGCCAUACUGUGGAACAUUCCAGCCAACCAACAUUCCAGCAUCUUCAUGGAGACAAGCAGAUGAUAGAACUAACCAGAUUACACACACGCUGCAACUUUGAGAAUUUUUAUUUUUAGUCCAAGAUUUCAACCGUGAGAAAAAACACGAUUUACCUGAAAAGUGUAGGAAAACUUCAUUCAAAACAGUAUUAUACGAACCACAGGAGUUAAAAUCUAACAAAAUGCAAACACUGGAUCCAGAAAUGUAACUUUGGUUCCAGAAAUAAGUGAUUUCAUAAUUGUAACGUCCUUGUAGCUCUACAGCAGAUGACGUGAAUUGCAGUUGUGAUAUAAAAAGAUCUGAAUAUUUCAUAGGAUAUUUUUGAAUGUUUUACAGUAUAUUCUCAAUAGCAGACAUGUAUGCCUGAUUGGUGUAAUUGUUUCUAGCACAAAGUGAGUAGACUGCUGACAAAGAGACACCAGCAGUAGGGUUUACAGUAGAAAAUACCUCAUUUAUAAAUAUAUCUGCAUUUGUGAUCCAUUCAUUCUAGAUGCUGCAGUUUUAUGUUUUUAUAUUUAACAUCAAAUCAUCGUGUCUACCUUUUGGUCUUAUGUCCAAUAGCCAGCAAUACCUCUUCAGUAUAAUCUGUACAUUUACUGUGUGACCGUGUAAUGUAAAUAAAUGGUACCUUCAUUUCAGUAGCCUAAGAUUUACAUGUAGGUUAUCAGACCAGGCCAAAUGUAAUUGAAAUGGCUGUAAUUAAAAUGAUGAGACACAUGUGAAGUGUCUGGAGAAUGUGUGUCCCAAAGGAUGGGAUAUUUUCAAGGACAAAAAUGUUAGUUACUGUGAAUGACAAAUCGAUUAUUGUAUCAUUUAGCCUAUUGCAUUUAAUCUGUAUAUUUCUAAGGUAUAUUUGACUCUGCAUGCAAGACAUUAAUAAACUAUAUUUUUUUCUCAUCUA